Drosophila innubila is the source of this 1697-nucleotide messenger RNA. It is a transcript of the gene TkR86C, whose product is annotated as tachykinin-like peptides receptor 86C. Bases 1 to 1578 code for a protein of 525 amino acids. The record is from RefSeq and is a predicted model, not a curated record. NCBI's taxonomy places the organism in Eukaryota, Metazoa, Arthropoda, Insecta, Diptera, Drosophilidae. The transcript is spliced from 8 exons. Gene Ontology annotation, biological process: G protein-coupled receptor signaling pathway. Gene Ontology annotation, molecular function: tachykinin receptor activity; neuropeptide Y receptor activity. Gene Ontology annotation, cellular component: plasma membrane.
AUGUCGGACAUUGUGGAUACGGAACUGCUGGUGAACUGCACAAUUCUUGCCGUGCUUCGCUUUGAGCUGAACAGCAUUGUGAACACGAGUCUAUUGAACAGUCUCAACCGCACCGAGGUGGUUAGCCUGCUAUCUGGAAUUAUCGAUAAUCGAGAUAAUCUCGAGAGCAUCAAUGAGGCAAAGGACUUUCUCACUGAAUGCUUGUUUCCAUCGCCAACACGUCCGUAUGAGCUGCCGUGGGAACAAAAAACAAUUUGGGCCAUCAUAUUUGGACUGAUGAUGUUUGUUGCGAUUGCGGGCAAUGGAAUUGUGCUCUGGAUUGUAACAGGACAUCGCAGCAUGCGCACAGUCACAAAUUAUUUCCUGCUGAAUCUAAGCAUCGCUGACCUGCUGAUGUCCUCGUUGAACUGUGUCUUCAACUUUAUAUUCAUGGUGAAUUCGGAUUGGCCAUUUGGCUCGAUUUAUUGCACCAUCAAUAAUUUCGUUGCCAAUGUAACGGUUUCAACAUCGGUCUUCACAUUGGUUGCCAUCUCCUUCGACAGAUAUAUAGCUAUUGUACAUCCGCUAAAGCGUCGCACGUCACGCCGCAAGGUACGAUUUAUUCUGGUGCUGAUCUGGGCUCUCAGCUGUGUCCUCUCGGCGCCGUGUUUGCUCUACUCCAGCAUCAUGACAAAACACUAUUACAAUGGAAAAUCUCGAACAGUUUGCUUUAUGAUGUGGCCCGAUGGUCGUUAUCCAACAUCAAUGACAGAUUAUGUCUACAAUUUAACCAUACUGGUAUUGACAUACGGUAUACCCAUGAUUGUAAUGCUCAUUUGCUACACCCUAAUGGGACGAGUUCUUUGGGGCAGUCGUUCAAUUGGUGAGAAUACGGAUCGUCAGGUGGAAUCGAUGAAAUCGAAGCGCAAAGUCGUCCGCAUGUUUAUAGCGGUUGUCUCAAUUUUUGCCAUUUGCUGGCUGCCCUAUCAUCUAUUCUUCAUCUAUGCGUAUCACAACAACCAGGUGGCAUCCACAAAGUAUGUGCAACACAUGUAUCUUGGCUUCUACUGGCUGGCCAUGUCCAAUGCAAUGGUCAAUCCGAUUAUCUAUUACUGGAUGAACAAAAGAUUUCGCAUGUACUUUCAACGCAUUAUUUGCUGCGGUUGCCUGGGUUUUACACGGUAUCGAUUCGACUCCCCCAAGAGCAGGACGGCCAACAAGAAUGGCUCGAAUAGAAAUACAAGAGUGGAGACCAAGAGUCAGUGGAAGCGCAGCACUAUGGAAACACAAAUCCAACAGGCACCCACAACAUCGAUGCGUGAAAGGCAGCCGACGGUGCUGGGAUUUAACCACACUGCAGUUGAGUGCAUCAUUGAGCGACCCAUGGAUGACAAUAGUUCGCCCAUUUGCCUGUCCUUCCAGAAUAGUGUGGGUAAGCGGCAGUGUGUAAAAAUAAAAUAUAUCUCAUGCGAUGAGGACAAUAAUCCUAUCGAGCAUGAGCAUAAUACGAGCAUUCACGCUUACAAUCACAAUCGCAGUAGCAGUCACGACCUUAGUCAAGGCCUCAGUCACAGUGUGACGGCAAUUCAAAAUCUUUGAUGGGAUGACUCUGAAAUUACUCAGCGGUUUCUAUUCAUGCCAAUCAAUAAGAAAGGUAUUACAUUGUAAAAACAAAUAAACGAAUUUGUGGUUGUUAGGAGCAAAGUAAAUAAAAAAAC